AUGCCCCUGCUAGACGCAGAAAGUGUCGACCUUCUCUCGAGACUCAUGAACAGCUCGUGGGCCAACGUGGACAAGUCGAACUUGACGGACGCACUGCUGGACUCGCUGAACCAGUCCUCGGCGGCGUCGGCCACGCGCGCGACUGUCGUCGACGUGCGCAGCGAGCGCCAGUGGGUGUUGCCCUGGUGGACACAGCUGGUGUACGCCUGCCUGUUCGGGUUCAUGGUCGCCACGGCAGUGCUGGGAAACGCCGCGGUGAUCUGGAUCGUGCUUGCACACCGGACCAUGCGCACCGUCACCAACUAUUUCCUCCUCAACCUCUCCGCAGCCGACACCAUGACGGCCACGUUCAACGCCGUCUUCAACCUGGUCUACAUGCUCGAGAGCCACUGGGCCUUCGGCGAAGGCUACUGCGUAUUCAGCAACUUCGUGGCCAACUUGACCGUAUCGUCUUCGGCCUUCACCAUGGCAGCUAUGAGCAUCGACAGGUGA
Molecule: messenger RNA, 492 nt
Organism: Dermacentor albipictus
Lineage: Eukaryota; Metazoa; Arthropoda; Arachnida; Ixodida; Ixodidae
Source: RefSeq, a predicted model, not a curated record